Molecule: messenger RNA, 7794 nt
Organism: Bombyx mori (domestic silkworm)
Lineage: Eukaryota; Metazoa; Arthropoda; Insecta; Lepidoptera; Bombycidae
Product: zinc finger CCHC domain-containing protein 24
Exons: 4
Coding region: 178-762 (194 amino acids)
Molecular function (GO): zinc ion binding; nucleic acid binding
Source: RefSeq, a predicted model, not a curated record
GUGUCGGCCGGCGCUAGUCAGAGUGUGACCGGCGCGCGCGCAUCCCGCUCAACACGGACGCGAUCCAAAAAUACCGACCCAGCCCGGCCGACCGUUGACAUGGGCUGACGUGCACGGCGCGGCCAAAAACCCAUACAAACAACAUUAAAUAACUUGUGCGCGAUAAUAAAUGGUGCAAUGUCGCCGACUGCGAUCAGCGCCGAUCUGCCGCAGUGGUGCGGAAAGGCUGAAGGCUGUCCACAAGCCCUACUCGGCUGGCUAUACUUGACCCACGAUCAGAACGAUCAGUGGAUGCCAGGCUCGGCAUGGGGUCCGUUACCGACUGCGGCACCACGGUCCGCCCCACCACCAUCGGACGACACCAGUUCUCUCGUGGAACAGCUGACGGCGUUGUCCUUACGUCGGCCACCUCGGCCCCCACCACCAGCUUACAUGUGUCACUUGUGCUUCAAAAAAGGGCAUUACAUUGGAGAUUGUCCGCAGGCUCGUCCAAAAGGCGAGGGUCUGACUCCGUAUCAAGGCAAGAAGCGAUGCUUCGGGGAGUACAAGUGUCCGAAAUGUAAGCGCAAGUGGAUGAGCGGCAACUCUUGGGCCAACAACGGACAGGAAUGCAUCAAAUGUCGCAUUAAUGUGUUCCCUCACAAACAGCGACCUCUAGAGAAACCAGACGGGCUGGACGUGAGUGAUCAAUCGAAGAUACACCCUCAGCAUUUGUGCCAAAAGUGCCGUUCUUUAGGCUAUUAUUGCCGCAGGGAGUAUUGAACGAAAUCAAAACAUAUAAAAAAAUAUAGAGUAGAAAAUAAUAUAUUUGAUAAUGACUAAUACGAUAUUCCAUCAAAUUUCAGUUACAAGAUGUCUUCCUUUUCUGACUUUCAGGAUUGUAUUGUAGAAAAUUAAAAAUAGCAUCGUUUUGUUUUUACUUUUAUUUAUCACCAACAGUUUAUGAUAAAUCCAAAUAGUUCGCCUCGUGUAGGUUAGAUGGCACUGUUUUCAGAAAAUUCUAAAAUAAUUUUUUCGCCGCAUUGACACCUUAUUUUCUAAUUAUUUUUAACGAUAAGUGAAUUUGUGUUGUCUUACUUAAUUUAGUACUUAUGUUAAAUAUUGCCUUGUGCGUUAGCUAUUCUAGAAAUAAGUCAUCUUUUAUAAAAUAUAUUUUUAAAAGGUUUAUUGUAUAUUUCGAAGUAUUUGUUGAUAUAGUCAUAUCGUAUGUAAUAUGUAAAAUGACCCAUUUUUAGGAUUUAAAAAUUAAAAUUGCCUAAACUACCGGUUGCUUAGAAAAACAAUCGAAAAUUUUUCGACAUAUCAAUAUACCAUAAGUGUUUAAUUAAAUUUUAAUCAAUUCGUGUAGUUGCGGUGUUAACGACAAGAGUUUUUCGUCAAAUUUUGUAAACGUGACUAUGUACAAAAAAAAAAAUAACACAUCGACGCUUGAAAGACAAACGUGACUAAGCGACAAUGCGUGAACUCUACAGUAGACUAAUUUAAAGUUGAAAUACCUGAAAAAAUUUAUAUUUUAACGAAUCUAGCUGUAGAAUUGAAAUGAUUUUAAUAGACCUAGAAAUAUAUAUUUUUUGCUCAUCGAAUAUGGUUAUUGCCUAUCAUUUAUGUACAAAGCAGUUAUUGUCACUUAGUCACGUUUGCCUUUCAAGCGUCGACAUGUUUUCAUACGCAUUUUUAUCUAUUCGGGAUAUUUACCUUCACGGACUCUAAGACUUGAGUAAUGUUAAAGCAAAAAAAAACACCCUUAAAUAAGAAAUCGAACUAAGAUUCCAGUUAAAUCUUUUUUCUAAUUCCUUGAUUUCGGUCAGGAUAAUAGAGCGUGUGAAAAUUUUUAAGUCCACCGGAUGGACGUCUUGGAAGUCGGUGAAAGAUUCUGAAAUUCAAAAUAUUCAUGCAGGUAACCCUUCUAUAAAACAAUAGAUUCUAUAUUAGAUAUUACGAUACUAUAUUGGAUAUUGUAUUAGAUAUUACGAUACUAUAUUAGAUAUUUCGUUCCUACAAAAUCCCGUGUUAUGAGAAACCGUGUUAUAUGAGACUAGAAACCAGUACAAAAGCAGUGCAAUUUUUCUGAUUGACACAUCUCAACUAAUGCCUAUAUUUUUUUUAAAACUAUAUUACUUAAAAAAGAAGCAGUAAAUUUUCGGUUAUUCUCACAAUAUAUUGUUUGUUAAUAGUGCAUAAUGUAAUUUCCUAAAUAAAUUUAAACAAUAAUCCCGUCUUGUUAGAGUGGAAUCGUGUUAUAAAUUACCGUGUUAUAAAUUACCGUGUUAUAAAAGGUUUACCUGUACUAACAUACCAAGCUAAUGAAAUCGUGUUAAAAUUGUAAUAUUUUUUCAUUAGCGGAAAACAAUUAACAUGUUGUUUUAGUGAGAUAAUUAUGACCAAAUACACUCCAAAGCUAUUAAGGUAGGCCUGCGUUAAACGAAUGUGGAAAUUUUAUAAAAUUUAGAGUUAUAUUUAUAUGUAAUGAAUUUAUUUAGAGCUAAGACAUAUUUACAUUAUCUCCGGCGUUGCAAGAUACUUACGUUAUUGUUAUAUGUAUAUUUAGUAUUAUUACAAUAUUUUAUUUAAACAUUUAUUUAGGUAUUCGUUAUAAUUUUGUUCAUAUCCGUGUUAGUAUGUAAUAUUUAACCGAUUAACAUUUACUAUGUGUAUAAAGUAUAUUACUGUUAUAAUAUAAAUAAUAAUAUGUAUUAUAUUAUUCAAAACUAAAUUUGGAAAAAUGCGUUAAAAUAACAUUAAAACUAAGAAACUUUUCUAAUUAUAAUCGACUAUGAUAAAAUAUAAUUUGCAAUAGAAAAAAAAAAGGCAGUAAAUUUUCGUAUCGUCACGAAAAUCCUGUAUCUACAAUUAUAUGUAUUUUAAAUAUUUUUUAUUAACAUUGACUAACUUACACUAACUUCAAAGAAUCCAGUGAAUUCUGAAUGUGCCAAAUGUUGUUUUAGUGUUUUAAGAUUAAGGUUAAAAACAUUUUACAUUUUAAUUUACAUUAUGCUAAGGCUUAAAGUUGAAGGGAUUGCAUAUUUUAUUAAGUUCCUUCAAAGUUCCUAAUUUUCAUAACACCGAAUUAAGUACGACUAAUUCUGAAAGAAUAAGACGAAUAAAUAAAUAAGAACGCCCACCUAUAAGUUUGGGAAUUACGGCCCAGAACGUAAGUGGCCCAGACUCGUUCAAGCUCAAAUAAAUAGGGCCAGACCAGAUUCGAAAUGAUUACUUACUUAAUCGGCAGUCUCUCGUUUCUAUAACCAAGGGUCAAUAACUUUCCGAUGCCUGUAAGCUGGAAAAAGCUGCCGAUCUUAAUUUGAAUUUACAAACCACAGCUUUUUUUUUCAUACGUCUCCCAAAGCGGUAUAAAGUUUAUUUGUAAACUUUUAAAUUUUUUUAUGAUACUAAAAAAUUUAAACUACUUAUUUUGUAAGUUUGUAAUUUUGCUGAAUCUACGGUGCUUUAAGAACGUAUUCGGUUGUAUCUGUGUGUGUUUUAUGUGUUUAUUUGAAGACAUUUACAUAUGUAUUUACGUGAAAUUGACAGAGCUUUCAAGGGAGAAAUACAUAAAUUAUAGAGAUACAUAAAUUAUAUUAUUUACCUCUAGGGGCAUAAACAAAUUAAAUAAGUUUGAAUUGAAUUAAAAUAUACCGCCUCGUAUACAACAGAGCGACUAAAAAAACUUCAGACCGGCAUCUGCCAAUAUUUUUUUUAUAAUCACCUUUAUCUUCAACGUGUGAUGCAUGUUAAUCUUUGAUGUGCUUUCCUAAUAUAUAUCGGUUUUCAGUUUCCUAAUAUAUUCCUAAUAUACUCAGUUGAAUUAUGAUCUAAAUCUAUUAUCUAUAUUUUAAUAUAUAAUAGAAUUAUUCUGCCCGUGUAUAUUAGUGUGGACCGGUUUUGGUGAAAAAUUUUCAAUCUAUUCCAGUUAAUUCGAGAACGGUUUGAAUAGAAAUGGUUGGAGAAUGGAAACCUUUGUUUUUUUUCCCCUUGAAAACGGUUCAGAUUUUUUUCUCAAAAAAGGUUCUACUUUUCAAAUAUAAGACAGGACACUGUCUCUCUCGGAUCCGCUAGUAUCUCUAUAAUAAUCUAAACCUAUUUUAAGCUUACCUUUAUCAUAAAUCCCGAUCUCUUUGUCCAGAUUUCGCGAUUAUUUGUAAUAACAAUAGGUUAAAGUUAAAAAUCUCUUAUCUGGGUAAUUAGAAAAUACGGACAUUAUACAAUCAAUAAGGAUAGUCAGACUAAAUACAUCUUGAAAAAAAGAUGAACUUUAUAACAAAAAAUUUUUGCUUUUACACGCUUUUUUACAAUAAAAUCAUUUUUUCUUACCCUAUUAUUAAUUUAAAUUUAUUAAAAUUUAUUUUCUAUUUGAAGUUUCUAUAAAAGCGCAUUUUUUUAGUUUUUUUAAACUAUUAUUUUACCUUUUAUUUUUUAGUUGAAUUUCACUUUUUUCAAAUUAUUUUUAACACCGUUUUGAAGGGGGUUUAAAUUAUGUUCAAAGAUUCCGUUACAUACUAACAUACAUACGUCUGAAGCUAAUAAAAGCGUUAUUAAAAACAUCUAAGUCACGAAUUCGAUUCUCUUUUUGUUGCUAUGUGAUUUUCAAAGGCCUUCGCACGUAAACGUAUGUAUAUCUAAAUUGUUUGCGGAGUAGAAACCAUGAUAAUGUACUUCAGCAAUGGAAAAGAAUACUAAUUUUAGCAUGUUCAUUGUUCGUAAACAAAAUAUAAGGAAGGUAGACAUCAGACUCAUACCCGCGUCAUACAAAGCCGUUGAUCAACAAAUGAUGUUGAUUUGUAUUAAAUUGUGUAUUUAUUUACUACAUAGAUAGGCGAGCGCAGUCACGUUUUUGAUACAUCGAGUAACAGAGGAUAAAAUAAAUAAUUAAACAAAAUCCUUUGGGACUACAAUAAUGUCCACGGUAGCGCGGUCUUCGUCAAUGUUCCUUCGGAGUUGUCCGAUUGCGCUGAACUUAUUUUAAGUGAAAUAGAUGUUUUUUCUAAUUGUCUCACUACUUACAGAAAAAAAUCUGUCGCGGAUCAUCUCCCAAUUAAAUUAAUCUUAAGCAAUGAAUGAAAUGUAUUCAAAUCUUAGCUGUAUAUUUUAUUUUUAUUUUUGAUGUUAAUGCACUGUCGAUUGCACCUAUAAUUGAGGUGACAUCUGCCAUGAACUUUUGUCAAUUUGUCAAUGUUUUGUAUUGAUGAUCACUUUGUUGGUGCAACUUAUUAAAUAAAUAAAUCGCCCAUAGACAUGUCGCACCCGUCAUAUCGAAAUAAACAGGACCAAGGUACCUGGACGAAUUGCGUAUUUCUGCCGUCAAGCGUGAAGGUUUGAAGAGUGGAGCAGUCGUACUCUUAAAACUGAGACCUUAUGACUUUUAUCCCAAGGUGGGUAACGGCAUCUUUUCGUUGUAGAUGUCCAGCCAUUUCAGCAAAUAAAAAAAAACUAUACACAGUCAAAUAUAAAUAUUUAGGUGGUUUGAUUUUUAAAACACAAUUAUUAUUGUGUUUUUAACUUCGUUGUAGAAGAAUAUUUAAUAGUGCGUAUUUCAAUUUAAAAAAAAUUGGUACCUACCCGCCCGCGAGAUUCGAACCUCGGCACAAUCACAUCGCUCGAAUACACAAGGCCUCUUAUCCUUUGAGCCAAGAUGGCUUCAAUAAAUAUAACGUUGUCAAUUUCGAUCCACUUCUUUUGCGUACAGUUCUAUCGCUGUCAGUACAAAUACUAGUUUUUUUCUUACAACGCCAAUAAUAUAGAAUUAAUUAUUACGGCCUUUUUCGUGUUCUUGUCAAUUUAAAAAAAAUCCGAAUUCCUAUCUUCAAUUGUUUCUUUCAACUGAGUUGUAUUCCGACCACUAAAAUAUACGUAUAAUUCUAGAAACAUUUUAAAUAUGAUCAUUAAGUACUAUAUAUUUUAAUUAUAAUUCAUUUUAAGACGAAGCGUUAUUUUUAUUCAAAUAUUUUUUUAUAAAUUUAAGUUUUAUUUCUUAUGUUAUCUUAAAAGUAAAACAGAUGAAUAUAAUCAUUUAACUUGUUACUUGUCUAGAUAAGAUUAUUGAAUUAAAUGAGAUAUUUUUUAAAUAAAUAUUAUGACGAAACUUGUUUUUUUUUUUUUUUUAUUUAGCCCAAUGUUUACGUUUCGACUUAACUAGGUAAACUUAGUUUUUUUUCUACCUAUGCUGUGUACUUAGUGCGAGUUUCUUAACGUUCUCGAUAGCGUAAAAGUUAACCCAAUUUUGUAUGCAGUUGGAACAGCGCCCCUAGCGGCAAACGUACGCAAACGAUCCCAUUCCAUACAAAUAUGAGCUAACUUUUACGCUAACGAGAACGUUAAAAAACUCGCACUAAGCACACUGAUAGCCUUGAAAGACUAUUUCAGCUUCUCCUUGACGUGUAGGUGAGCUCAUGGGGCUCAAACCGGGAUUGUUGCUCACGCUGGCCCUAGCAAGAGCAGUGCUUUGCAGAAUCUACCAUCGGAUCGUAAACGCGACCCACUAAGAAGAUCCGGCGAGAAAUUCAGUGGGCUGUGUCUAUGAGACACUCACAUAGCUCCUGUUGACAUUUAUUCCUUCGUUAAGCUAAUAAAAUAAACGCUCUAAGUGGAGGCGUGUAAGGUUCUUAGCACGAUUUUUAUAUCUAAUGAUUUUCCUGAUAUUUCCCGCGAAAAUGGCGUUUGCGACAGCGCCGAAAUAUCUGAGACUAAUCUUAUCUGAAAAUCGUGGUAAUCGUGGAAUUUAGAAGCAAUAUUUAUAAUGUAAAUAGAUUGAUAGCUGCGUACGUUUAUAGGCUUGAUAGAUUCGAUUAGAAAAGUUAUCCGUCGAUAAGUUAUUGAUAAGAAACAAAAAGGACUAAAGGAUAGAUUUGACUAUAUUUAUUUUACUAUUUUAUUUAUUUCGUAACCGCAAUAACGGAUAGAUAGAUUAUUAAAAACGGCCAUAAAAUAAUUUCUUGUAAGAUUUACUGUUUAUGGGCUAAAAAGAAUUAAAAUAAACUUUAGCCUCUUUAUAGCGAAUUCAGAUUUUACACGGACCUCUGUUACGAGUAGGUUCGAUUAAAGUAAUUUAAAUAAUCAUCGCGAUUAAGAACGAAAUAAAUAAAUAGGUUAGGCGCGUAAAUAGGUUGAGACGUAGCUGAUUUUCCAUGACAUCGAAACAAAAAUCGAAGUGAAAGAUCAAAGUGAAUGAAAAACAGAAAGAAAAAGAAAAAAAAAAUGACGUUGAUUAAGCCUUUAUUGUUGUACACAUAAAAUACUAAAAUAAUAAAAUUAAUUUCGCAUUAUAUUACCGUUUUGUGAAUGAAUCAAUAACAAGACAAGAAUUAACGUGAUUUAAAUUUAAAAAAAUUUAUGGUGAAUAAUCUUAACCUCAGACCGCAGACUGAGAUGAUGAGUUCAGGCAAAUUGUAGAACUUGAUUUCGCUUGAGACAUCACAGAUUUACUAGAGACGUUAAUAAAAAUCACGUUAAUUACAAUUAUCAUGUUAUAUGUGGAACGCAAGUUUCAUUUUAGUGAAGGUAGCCUGGAAGGAUGCGGAUCCUGUGCGGUCUUUCAAAGGCAUUGUCACUAUCGAAAGCGGCUGGCUGAUAUCUUUCAUCGGAUUCUUCGUAAUCGGCUUCCCUCUUGACGAAAUGACGAUCCUCCGGCACAGGUCCAGCUCUUAUCUGGGGCUUCGGUUCAAGCUCACCGCGCUUGCCUUCACCCUGUCCAACCAACGCCAUGAGACACACAAUUAAAAACAAUAGAGUUACUUUAAUUGCAGCGGCCAUCUUGUUUUUUUUGUUCUUCAAAAAUAGUUCGAAACACCAAUUUGUAAU